Leptosia nina is the source of this 921-nucleotide messenger RNA. The record is from the annotation of a GenBank genome assembly. NCBI's taxonomy places the organism in Eukaryota, Metazoa, Arthropoda, Insecta, Lepidoptera, Pieridae.
AUGCAGCGAAAGGAGGAGCCUGCGCGCCGUAUAUCAUUUAUGAGCAACGAAACGUCUCCAUACGCGUCUCUGCUGAUGAAGUUACGCGCCAGCCGCGAAGGGUCCAUGACUUCGACUAUUCCAACCCCGCCGUUCUUCAGAUCCCUAAUGUCACAGCAAAGUGAAAGCACCUAUCGAAGCAGUCAACAAUCGGACAAUUUGGGACCAUUGGAUACACUGCUCCUGGACAUGGUACGAUCGCGGAGCAGAGAAGUCCAAGAUGAAGUUCACGAUACAACACCUGCACUACCGAGAGAACGUGAAAAAGUUUUAGAAGAUCAAACUUACGAGUCAUGCGUCCACGGUUUGAAUUUUCGCAUGACAGACCGCAGCGUAUCACGGUCACGUUUCUCGCGAGUAUCAACCCGUCGAGAUAUGGACAUACCUUCGAUUUUAGCAUUCACAGCCUCUGUUACAUCUCCGGCUGAGCUACAAAUACCUGCCUUCCAAAAACCAGCUUCUCCUGAGAAGCAGGAGCUUCCAAGAUGGUCAAUCCGACGUUCUGUGUGUCCAGUGUGCUCACAGAAGUGGCGAGAUCGCAGCUCUCUCAAAAAUAUUAAAUAUUCCGGUCUCAAAAGAAACCUCUCGAAUGAUCUGCCAUCAGUUAUUGCUCCAGCUCGUUUAAGGGCGGCGGCUACAGUUGGAUACACCCCACGACCAAUUCCUGCAGCCGUGGACAAAGAUAUCGGUCUAGUUCAUGGUAGUUUUCGAAAUACAAGUAAUACUUGGCAACUAACUCGCGCUCGAAGAUUUCGUAUACCAAAACUCCGUCAACCACCACCGGAAGACUUGGCUCCCAUCAGCUCAACAGCACCAACAGCGAAGAAAGAUCUAGACUUACGAGUUCACCGCUUCCUUAGUGAUGAAUUUAAAAUUAAUUAA